Molecule: messenger RNA, 5445 nt
Organism: Camponotus floridanus (Florida carpenter ant)
Lineage: Eukaryota; Metazoa; Arthropoda; Insecta; Hymenoptera; Formicidae
Gene: Klp98A
Product: kinesin-like protein Klp98A
Exons: 16
Coding region: 258-4226 (1322 amino acids)
Biological process (GO): microtubule-based movement
Molecular function (GO): microtubule binding; phosphatidylinositol binding; microtubule motor activity
Source: RefSeq, a predicted model, not a curated record
CGACGCAGCGAGCAGCCAAGAACACGAGCAGUCACUCGCGGUCGUCCGUGAAUCACGAGCGUGUGUAUGACACGCGGGGACGAUGUCGCUGUUGCUGGACGCGCUCGAGCUCGAGGUUCGACGAGGACGCCAGCGUCUUCCGUAGACACGCGACGCCGUAGGGUCGAAGGCGUGCCUUCGUCGUGUCACGUCGCCGCAGAGGACGGUGACAGCGACCGCCUGUUCCGUUGGCCCCAUGCGCUCCUCCUCGCGGAACCAUGGCUUCUGUGAAGGUGGCCGUGAGAGUUCGACCCUUCAACAAGAGGGAGGUGGCGAUGAACGAAAAGCUGAUUGUGCAGAUGGACGGCAAGAGGACACGGAUCUUCAAUACCAAGACACCGGAUAGCUGCAGAGAUAUCGACCGGAGGAAGUAUAAAGAUUUCACGUUCGAUCACUCCUACUGGUCCUUUGAUCCGAACGAUGAAAAUUAUUCAUCCCAAGAAAAGGUUUUCUACGAUCUUGGUACGGAUGUAAUAGAAAGUGCCUUCGAAGGCUACAAUGCCUGCGUUUUUGCCUAUGGUCAGACAGGAUCCGGGAAGACCUUCACAAUGAUGGGCACACCGGAAUCUCAGGGGUUGAUACCACGGAUCUGCAAGACGCUAUUCGCUAGAAUGGCAGCCGGAAAGGAGAGCGGAGCGUCGUACAGAACGGAAGUAUCGUUCCUAGAAAUCUAUAAUGAGAGAGUGAGAGACUUGCUCAGACUGGACCAAAGCCAAUCCCACUCGUUAAGGGUACGGGAACAUCCCACGGGAGGGCCUUACGUCCAAGAUCUAUCGUGUCAUCUCGUCUAUGAUUAUUCAGAUAUUCAGGAAUGCAUGGUGAGAGGUAAUACGCACAGGACCACGGCCAGCACAAAGAUGAACGACGUGAGUAGCAGGAGUCACGCGAUUUUUACGAUAACCUUCGUACAAGCCGGCCUCUCGGAAGGCAACAUGCCAUCGGAGACUGUUUCCAAGGUGCACCUUGUCGACUUGGCCGGAAGUGAGCGUGCGAACGCGACCGGAGCGACAGGUCAGCGACUGAAGGAAGGCGCGCACAUCAAUAAGUCCUUGGUGACUUUAGGCACUGUGAUAUCCACGCUCUCGGAAUUAAGUUCCGCGAGCGGUGACGCAUCUGCCUCAAAGCGGAAUGCGUUCAUUCCUUAUCGGGAUAGCGUGCUCACAUGGCUGCUAAAGGAUUCCCUCGGCGGCAAUUCUAAGACUAUCAUGAUAGCGACUAUCAGUCCAGCGGAAUGUAAUUACAACGAUACUCUCAGCACACUUAGAUACGCUAAUCGUGCGAAAAAUAUUAUCAACAAACCGACCAUCAACGAAGACGCAAACGUAAAACUUAUCAGGGAACUCAGGGCGGAGAUAGAGAAAUUAAAGUCUCUCAUUGAUAAGAAUAUGAGCGUAGAGAGACCGCCGCAAGUAUUGUUGGCUCAAAUCCAAGAGAAGCAAGAACAAGAGAAGGUAUUAACCGAAGAAUGGACUGAAAAGUGGCGAGAGACGCAACAAAUUCUGCAAGAACAAAAAGCGCUGGGACUACGGAAAAGCGGAGUCGGUGUCGUUCUCGAUUCGGAAAUGCCGCAUCUAGUUGGCAUCGACGACGAUUUACUCAGUACCGGCGUUACAUUGUAUCAUCUGAAGGAAGGGAAAACGUUAGUUGGCACGGAGGAAGCGUCCGUUGUUCAGGAUAUUGUGCUGACCGGUGCGGAUGUGGAGUCGGAACAUUGCAUAGUCGAAUUGGACAGCGGCGUUGCGACGCUGCAUCCGCUCUCACCUCAUUGCUGGAUCAAUACUGCUCAAGUGGACAAACCAACAAGACUGUCGCAAGGCUGCAUCAUCCUUCUUGGCAGGAAUAACAUGUUUCGAUAUAACGAUCCGGCCGAGGCGGCGAAGCUCCGGAAGGAGGGCGGCUCGGGUAAUGGCAAUCUACAAUCAACGGUCGUCAAUCUAUCGAGAUUAUCGCUCUUGAGCUGGAGUGUCUCCGAUCUGCAUGCUUCCUGCUCCAGCGAUAAUCUCGUCAACUCGAGCGAGGACCUCAGGGCUGUCGGGGAAUUGGAACAGCAAAAGGCCGCGCUUCUGAAAGAGAAGGAAGAUUUCAAGAGGGAACAAGAGGAGCGUGAGGAGAGGUGGGCUGCGAGGAGGGAAGCGUUGGAAGGUGCCCAGCGUGAAUUGGAACGCGAAUGGGGCGCGCAGUGGAAGGAAUGGGCAGACGCGAUCGCAUCUCUGGAGUCGCGUCAGCAUGAGCUGCGCGCGCGCCGGCAUCUCCUGGAGCAAGAACGACGGGACGAAAUGACGCAAGUAGAAAAUAUGUGUAGGGAAGUCGCCUAUCUGCGCACAUUAUUGCAGUCCAAGCAUCGACAGCUGCAAGAGCUCGUCAACAGUCAUGAACGUGCGCAAACUUAUCAGCAUCAGUGGGAAAAGACGGAUAACGGUGGCGGUAGCGAUGAUAGUCUGCCCGAGUCGUGGUCCAGCCUCAAUGAUGAAAAGUGCAUCGAUACCGUCAGGGAAUUGGUUAAUCAUCACAAGAAAGAGUUAGCUGCCUUGGAGAAUGAGCUGCAAAGCAAGGUCAAGUCUCUGAAUGAGCACCAGAGUAAAGUGGACAAGAUGGAAGAGGAGCUCAUGGAGAUCGCGAAGAGGCAAAAGCAGAUAUUUAAGGCAGAAAUGGGCGACGAAGGAGUAACAGAGAAGAAAUUGCAGCUGGCCAAACGGACUCAGGAACAGCUUCAGGAGAUUGUCCGGCGGAAACAGAGCCUGUCGCUGGAUCUCAAGUGUGCUCUACCCGCGUCCUCGGACGACGAUCGUUCGUUAAACUGUUGCAUCGGAACGGCUUCUAGCUGCGAUUCGAAUCUUUUCCAAGAAACGAACAAUAGGAAAAUCGUCUCAGGCUUAUUGCCGCAGAGUAUACCGAGUUCCGAUACCGUCGAGACGUUCCAUACGGCGGCUGCUGAUUCUCCGGAACUUUGUAUAGCCUUCGAAGAUUCUAACACGUUGCAGAUGAGCGAUAUCGUGAAGAACGAAACUGCAAAUUUCGAGGAACGGGAAGAAAGUUGCGAACAAGACGAUCACUUAACGCACGAUGAUACGAAUUCAUCCGAAGUGGAAAGUAAAAAUAUAAUGAACGUCAGUAAUAAAACCAUGGAAUCGACGAGCGACGAGGAGAAGAAGCCGCUUACGGUAUCCGGUAUUUCGGAGAACAUGCUUCAGGAUUCGCUAGAGUCCCCGAUACAACAAAAUCCAGCGAUGAAGAGACUCAACCAAAGAAUCGCGCGUCAGCGGAUGAUGGUGAUGAGAUGUUUGGACGCCGGCACCUCGUCGAAGGAGGAUCUCAAUCGGCAGAUAAUGAUACUACAGGAUUUGCAGAGGCGGCAGAUCGAACUGGAAGUGUCGUUGUUGGAGAACGAACGGAAAAAUCACUCCACCAGGCAACUCCAAUGCGACGGUGACGAUGGCGGCGGCAGCGAUAAUAGGCUCGUCAUCAACGAGGACGAUGUACAAAACGAAUCAAGUGCUUACUGUAGUGUUGUAGAACCUACAAAUAAUAGCUCCGCCAUUUUAUUAACAGUAGCGCAAACCAGAUCUCAACUUUUCAGGAAUAACAGGCCUAAUACUAAUACUGAUCAAGAGACUUUAUCGGAAUCGUUAGCCUCUAAAAGAUCCUCGGGUCGAGGUUACUCAACCGUUUAUUUGACAAGCCAAAAUCGCGGUGAUCGCUUGAGUAGUCCGUAUUCCCUGACAAUCACGAGAUCUUUGCCAUCGUUGAUAGCGAACGACGGCGACUGCGUAAUUAACAUGAUUGUCAGUAUACCGUCGUACGUGAUACGCGGAGCUGGCGCAUCCAGCCAUUACGAAUAUGAGGUACGAGUCGUGGCGCAGGACGACAGUUGGACGUUGCUGCGCAGAUACAGAAGAUUCCGGGAAUUAUAUACAUCGAUGCGACAAAAGUACGGUAGUAAGGUCGCAGCAAUACGCUUUCCUCCACGUCAGGUCUUUCCAAAAUAUGAGGUCGUAGCGAGGCAACGUCGGAAACGCCUCGAAGAAUACCUUCGCCGAUUAAUUCAAGUUUGCUCGGAAUUGCCGCACUGCGAGCCCUUGUACAAAUAUAAUGGCAAUCUCAGCAACAUAGAUAAGCAAUCCUUGUUAGAGUUCAGUCCGUUUUUCAGACGUGGUAUGUUUGAGAGCGGCAAAUAUGGAACUAGCUAAAAACACUAUUGUGAAUGAGAACAAAUACGACCUUUAUAAUUCAUUGUAUUUGUUUUCAUUUCUUUUCUAUUUAUAAAAGUGCAGCCGCUACAGCAAACAAGAUAUUAGUGCAAAAGCAAUUUAUACAGAGCAAGUCCUUCAUGACAUUUGUAUAUCUGUAAUUUGUAUUUCUUAAAUUACAUAUCAAGAAAUUCACGCAAUAUUGUUAAGAAUAAAAAUAUUGAAAUCUUCUAUAUGAUAUUAUAAGUUUAAUAAGUAUUACAGAUUACUUAUCGAGAUAAUUGAGAUACAAAUGUCAGAUGACGCGUUCUGCAUAAUUUUUUAGUUGUUAGAAAAAUAUAUGCUUCCAAAAGCUUAACUAGCUAAUCGUAAGACUGGUUUUAGAAAAAUGAGCGUUCUUUACCGAUACUGUCUCGUGCGCGCGUUGCAAGCUUAUCGUGGACAAGCACAUAAAGAUAUUAACGGGAGAGUAACGUCAUAUAUUCUUUGUGAGACAAAGAGAAAGAGAGAGAGAAACUCAUCUAUGAACGAGAUGAAACAUAUCGCGUCAUAGUAUGACUUAUUUUUUUCUUUACAGAUAUUUUCCUAAUGUCUUUCUCCCAAUAGAAUUCACAAAGUGUACCUUCCUUCGAUAUAGUCAAAAAUCUUGUAGCUAUCUUAUAUCAUUCUGGUUACGUUACAAAGCAGCACAAAGAUGUAAAUUACAUAAUAAAUUUAUCAACAACAGCGAUCAUAAUCGCUUCGCAGUAAUCUUUUUUUUGCAUUAUAAAUCGAAAAUUUACUUUGUGCAUCGAAUAACGUUUUAUGUGCAAAUUCAAAGUAACAAAAAAAUCCACUAGCGAAAUUGAAAGAGCUUUUCAUUAGGAUAAUAAUUUUCAGCUUGUAAAGUUAGCAAUGUAUUACAAGCAUUAACAGAGAUAUCAUAUCGCUGUUAAAGUUCUUCCGGUUCCGCGAGGAGAGAUAUAUAUAUAUUAUAUAUAUAAUAUAUGUUACAUAUAUAUAUAAAUGUGUAUAGUGCAAGGAAAUAACAAACUAUCGUUAAAGUUGGAACCGUUAUGCAGGCAUCAGCAUUUAUUUCAAUAUUAUUAAACCAAAGUUUUUGAUAAUUAUCGAUUUUAGGAAAAUGUUGCCGCAUUGCUGUGAAUGACGAUUGAUUGAUCAGAUUUAAAUUGGUCAAAGCGCGCGAUUAAAGUAUUAAUAAAUUUAUAUAUAUAUAUAU